Molecule: messenger RNA, 1221 nt
Organism: Rangifer tarandus platyrhynchus (Svalbard reindeer)
Lineage: Eukaryota; Metazoa; Chordata; Mammalia; Artiodactyla; Cervidae
Source: the annotation of a GenBank genome assembly
AUGGACCAAAAUGGGAUGGAGAUUCCUGUGACCCUCAUCAUUAAAGCACCGAAUCAGAAAUACAGUGACCAGACUAUUAGCUGCUUCUUGAACUGGACCGUGGGGAAACUAAAAACGCAUCUGUCUAACGUGUACCCUAGCAAACCAUUGACGAAGGAUCAGAGAUUGGUGUAUUCGGGCAGACUGCUUCCCGAUCAUCUGCAGCUGAAAGACAUUCUCAGAAAACAAGAUGAGUAUCAUAUGGUUCAUCUAGUAUGUACUUCUCGGACUCCUCCCAGUUCUCCAAAAUCCAGCACCAAUAGAGAAAGUCAUGAAGCACUGGCAUCCAACAGCAAUUCUAGUUCAGAUCAGUCAGGAUCAUCAACUCCAUCAUCCAGUCAAGAAACCUUGACUUUAGCUACCAGUUCUUCCUCAGAAGGAUUGAGGCAACGUACCCUUCCACAAGCACAAACUGACCCAGCACAGAGUCAUCAGGUCCCAUAUGUAAUGCAAGGAAAUGUAGACAACCAGCUUCCUGGGCAGGCUGUUCCGGCUGGAUUCCCAGUGUAUCCUGCUUUCAACCCACUGCAGAUGUUGUGGUGGCAACAGAUGUAUGCUCAUCAGUAUUAUAUGCAAUAUCAAGCUGCAGUUUCAGCUCAGGCCACGUCAAAUGCUAACCCAGCCCAGCCUGCUGCUACACAGCCUCUAAAUUUGGCACAUGUGCCUGGGGAAGAACCCCCACCAGCUCCAAACCUUGUGGCCCAAGAAAAUCGACCCAUGAAUGAAAAUGUUCAAAUGAAUGCACAGGGAGGGCCAGUGCUAAACGAGGAAGACUUCAAUCGAGACUGGCUAGACUGGAUGUACACCUUCUCUCGGGCGGCGAUCCUGCUUAGCAUUGUAUAUUUCUAUUCUUCGUUUAGUCGCUUUAUCAUGGUGAUGGGAGCCAUGCUGCUGGUUUAUCUACACCAAGCUGGAUGGUUUCCUUUUAGGCAAGAAGGAGUUCAGCAACAGGCUCCCAACAAUAAUGCCGAAGUUAACAAUGAUGUACAGAAUGCAAACAAUCUAGAACUUGAAGAAAUGGAGCGUCUUAUGGAUGAUGGGCUUGAAGAUGAGAGUGGAGAAGAUGCGGGUGAAGAUGCCAGUGCGAUUCAAAGGCCUGGAUUAAUGGCGUCAGCCUGGUCUUUUAUCACCACAUUCUUUACUUCACUAAUACCAGAGGGGCCUCCCCAGGUUGCCAAUUAG